AUGAGGACGGACCUUAGUAAGUUCUUCUUGAGGAACAACUUGAAGCUGAGUCCUGACUGUUACGAGGUUUCUCAAGAGUGGUUGCUCUCCCUCGUCGUGGAUAGGUUGAUUGAUUCCAAUACUAAAUUCAAUUGUCCACUGUUUGGAACUGUGGAUGAUGUUGAAGCAGCUAAUGCAAUUGGAAGCAAGUCAUAUAAUGCUUCUCAAGGCGACCAGAACCCGGAAGAUGAUUCUGUUGAUUUUGCUGCGGCAUUAACCACUGCUGCUUUAGGGGUUCCUUCACCGUGUCUUUUGAAAACAAGAUCUUUCGAUUAUGGAGGGGAACUUUAUCUUUUGGCUACAGAUCAAGGUUACCUGAAUCAGCCUGAUUUGGUUUGGGAAAAGCUAAACGAGGUACGAAGAAGCAACUACAGGCCAUCAUUCGCUGCAGCGUCUGCGUCUCCAAGACACGAAGGCAAAUCUUCUAAAGAUAGCAAAUGUAGAAUAAUUUGGUUUAUUUAA
Molecule: messenger RNA, 501 nt
Organism: Eruca vesicaria subsp. sativa (arugula)
Lineage: Eukaryota; Viridiplantae; Streptophyta; Magnoliopsida; Brassicales; Brassicaceae
Source: the annotation of a GenBank genome assembly